AUGCACAUCAAGCAAGUGGUUGUGGAGGGGUUCAAGACCUACCGCGAGCAGACCGUGGUCGAGUUCGAGCCGCACCUGAACUGCAUCGUCGGCGCGAAUGGUUCAGGGAAAUCGAACCUCUUCCACGCCAUCCGGUUCGUGCUCUCGGACAUCUUCUCCAACCUGCGAGCGGAUGAGCGACAGAAGCUCCUGCACGAGGGCGCCGGGCACGCGGUGAUGUCCGCGUACGCGGAGAUCGUCUUCGACAACAGCGAUAACCGCCUCCCCGUGGACCGCGAGGAAGUUCGCCUGCGAAGAAGCAUCGGCCUGAAGAAGGACGAGUACUACCUGGACAAGAAGCACAUCACGAAAGCGGAGGUGAUCAACCUCCUCGAGUCCGCGGGUUUCUCGAGGACGAACCCGUACUACUGCGUCAAGCAAGGCGAGAUCAUGAAGAUGGCGACGAUGCAGGACGAAGAGCGCCUCGACCUCUUGAAAGAGAUCGGCGGGACGUCCGUGUACGAGGAGAAGCGAAGGGAGUCGCUGAAGAUCAUGGACGACACGAAGUCGCGUCGGGAUCAGAUCCAGGAGACGGUCGAUUUCAUCGAGUCCAGGCUCGCGGAGCUGGACGAGGAGAAGGACGAGCUCCAGGCGUACAUGGACCACGACCGCGCGCGGCGUUCGCUCGAGUACGCGAUUCACGAGAAGGAACUCAGCGAGACGCGAGCGAAGCUGGACGACGCCGAGGAGAAGCGCAGGCUGCACGUGGACAAGGCGAGGGACGAGGACGAGCGCGCGCACGCGCUGCACGACGAACUGAAGCAGACCGAACGCGAGUGCAAAGACCGCGAACGUGCCGUCGCCGUCGCCAAGGAGGAGUUGUUAACCGCGGACAUCGAGCUCCGGGUCGCGGUGGAGAAGAAGACCGCCGCGGACCUCGACGUGCAGGAGCUCGGGGAGCAACUCGCCGCGGGCGACGAAGCGUUGAAGCUCGUGCAAGGGGACCAAGCGCAGCUGGACCAGCAAGUCGCGGAGACGCGGACGAAGAUUGACGCGGUCAAGCCGAAGGUGGACGCAGAGACGCGACGCGAGGAAGCAGCCGCGGCGGAGAUCGCGGAGGUGAACCGCCGUCUGCAGGUGCUGCACCAGAAGCAAGGCCGCGCAUCGCAGUUCGCGACGAAGCAAGAGCGCGACAAGUGGCUGAAGGCGCAGGUGAAGGACUGCGAGGGCACGCUCGCAAGGAAAGCGGACGAGAUUGAUAUCCUUAAAAAGGACGUCGACAAACUCCGUAAGCGCAUCGACACGGACAAGAAGGACGCGGCGAGCAUCAAAGCGAAGCUCGCGGAGGAGGAGGCCGCGCUUCAGGCGUCGGACGGGGAGUACCAGACGAAGAUCGCGGCGAGGAACAAGGCUCAGGACGAACGCAAGGAGCUGCAGAGGAGGGACGCGGAGCUCGACUCGGAAGUCGCGUCCAAGACGGACGAGGUGAAGCGACGCGAUAAGCAGCUUGAGUUCACGAUGCCGCGCGAGCUCUUCCGCGGGCUGUCUGCGGUGCAGAGGAUCGCGAAGGACCACAGCAUCAAGGGCGUGCACGGUCCCCUCAUCGAGCUCAUGGAGUGCGACGAGCGGUUCUUCGCCGCGGUCGAGGCGUCCGUGACGAACCAGCUGUUCCACGUCGUCGUCGAUAACGACGACGUCGCGUCGAAGAUCAUCGAGUACUUGAACAAGGAGAAGGCUGGAAGAGUGACGUUCUUGCCCUUGAACCGUCUGCAGAACCGCCCGCGCGAGUACCCGGACUCCCAGGACGUGUUCCCGAUGCUGAGCAAGAUUCGCUUCGACGACAAACUCCGCCCGGCGUUUGACAAACUGUUCGGCAACGUGCUCAUCUGCAGGAACCUCGACGUCGCGGUGAAGUACGCGGGGAGCACUAACCUCGACUGCGUCACCAUGGAGGGCGACUGCGUGUCGAACCGCGGUGCGAUCAGCGGUGGGUACCAAGACUCUGGUCGCUCGAGGCUGAUCAACAUGAAGAUGCUUCAACAGACGCAGCGGCUCAGGGCGGAACUCAGGAAGGAGAGCGCGGAGGUGAAGGACAAGCUGCAGACCGCGGAGCAAGCGGUGACGGGGGUGUUGGGGGACAUUCAGCGCAUGGAGUCUGCGCGGAGGCACCGCCUCACCGCGGUCGAUCGCCUCAGGGCGGAGGGCAAAGACGUCGCCACGGCGUGCGCGCUCGCGGAGGAGUCCCUCGGCGUCAAGGAGAAGACGAUCGCGACGAUUCAAAUCACCGUGGGCGAUCUGGAAGCCCAAGCGGCGGACCUCGCGGCGGAGAUCGACACCCCACUCGACGCGAAGCUGACGUCGGACGAGUCCAAGGAGCUGAAAGAGCUUAACCCUCGCCUCGACAAGCUCAAGGAGGAGCGCCUCGCCGCGGCGGCGGCGCGAUUAGCGGCGGAGGCUGAGCUCGGGGAGCUUCGCGCGGUUCUCGAGUCUAACCUCGAAAGGCGGCAGCACCGGAUCGAGGAGACCACCACGGAGGUGGACAUGUCCGGUCUGAUGACCGCUCUCGCGCGCGCGGAGGCGGAAGCUGCCGCGGCGGCGGCGGUAGAGGCGGAGGCGAGCGCGAGGCACACGGAAAUCGCCGCGAAGGUCGCCGCCGCGACCUCUGGGGUGAGAGAGUCGCAAGGGAAACUGGAUCAGCUACUGAACGAGAAGGACGACAACAAGGCCGGUCUCGAGGCGGACGAGCGCGAGAUGGAGGAUCUCAUGUCCAAGCGCGCGACGCUUCAGGCGAAGCGCGAAGGGCUUCAGCGGAAGAUUCGCGAGCUCGGGUCGCUGCCCUCGGAUGCGUUCGAGAAGUACCGCGGGAAAGCGCUCAAGUCCCUGCAUUCGCUGCUGAGCAAGACGAACGAGCAGCUCUCGAAGCUCAGUCACGUGAACAAGAAAGCGCUCGAUCAGUACCAGCAGUUCACGGAGCAGCGCGAGGCUUUGGAGAUCCGAAGAAGCGAGCUGAUGAAGGGGCACGAGAAAAUAAAGGAGCUCAUGUCGUACCUCGACCAGAAAAAAGACGAGGCGAUCGAGCGCACGUUCAAGCAAGUGUCUCUGAACUUCCGCGAGGUUUUCUCCAAGCUCGUUCCCGGCGGAAAAGGCGAGCUCGUGAUGCAGCGCAAGAAGCCGACCGCGGGCGGCGCAGAGAAUACCCCCCCCACGGGCGGGAAGGAGCCUCACGCCGCGCAAGGGUUCGCGGAGAAGUACAGCGGCGUGAAGAUCAAGGUGUCCUUCGGCGCGGGGGAGACGAUGCAGAUGAAGCAGCUCAGCGGCGGGCAAAAGACCGUCGUCGCCGUCGGGCUCAUCUUCAGCAUCCAGAGGUGCGACCCGAUGCCGUUCUACUUGUUCGACGAGAUCGACGCCGCGCUGGACCCGCAGUACCGUACCGCGGUGGCAGCGAUGGUGCGCGCGCAGGCGGAUGGCGGGACGCAGUUCAUCACGACGACGUUCCGCCCGGAGCUCGUGAAGGUCGCGGGGUGCAUCCAGGGCGUGCAGCACUCGCACAAGGUGAGCAACGUCCGGGAAGUGUCGCUUGAGGAGGCGCUGCACUUCGUCGGGGACGCGGGUAUCGGCUCCGGCGCGGGCGCGGCGAAGCCGGCGGCGAAGCCGGCGGCGACCCCGAAAACCGGGGGUGCGAAACGUCAGCACGAGUCCGAGGAGGACGACGAGGAGGACGACGACGAGGAAGAGGAGGAGGCGAGGGACGACGACGACGAGGAGGAGGAGGAGGAGGAGGAGGAAGAAGAAGAAGAAGAAGAAGAGUGAGCGGACGAUGCACGCACGACGGACGCGCGUAACGAAUAGACGACGACACGCGACGCAAGAGCAGCGGCGACGGCUUGUAAUAACGAGACGACGAAACGAACCC
Molecule: messenger RNA, 3892 nt
Organism: Micromonas pusilla CCMP1545
Lineage: Eukaryota; Viridiplantae; Chlorophyta; Mamiellophyceae; Mamiellales; Mamiellaceae
Product: condensin complex component
Exons: 3
Coding region: 1-3789 (1262 amino acids)
Biological process (GO): mitotic sister chromatid cohesion
Cellular component (GO): mitotic cohesin complex; chromosome
Molecular function (GO): protein binding; ATP binding; cohesin loader activity
Source: RefSeq, a predicted model, not a curated record